Messenger RNA from Leptopilina boulardi, 1329 nucleotides. Its product is annotated as activating signal cointegrator 1 complex subunit 1. The transcript has 6 exons. The record is from RefSeq and is a predicted model, not a curated record. Gene Ontology annotation, molecular function: RNA binding. Gene Ontology annotation, cellular component: nucleus. The coding region runs from base 149 to 1201 and encodes 350 amino acids. Lineage: Eukaryota; Metazoa; Arthropoda; Insecta; Hymenoptera; Figitidae. Gene Ontology annotation, biological process: regulation of DNA-templated transcription; DNA alkylation repair.
AAAAAGUACUUUUAAUCUAUUUUUUUGUUUUUAAACAAAAAUAAUUUAUCAAAGUGACAAUAUUAAAUAAUUGUUAUUAAACUACUGUUUUUCAAUUAUAUUUAAAAUAUACUCGAAAUAUACAUAUAUUUCGAUUUGGAUAAUAACAAUGGAUUCAUUAAGACCAAAAUUAGUUACAGUUGAUAAAAGAAAUUACAGAUUUCCUGAUAAUUCUGCUUGGACUCAAUAUCGAAAUGUGAGCGGAAAUUACGAGGAAGAUCAAUCCGAGCCUAUUUAUGAUUCAGAAGAAGAAUGCGAUGAAAGUAAUAUUGAAAUUGUCGCUCAUUCUGGAGGGCGAUUUAUGCAUACAUUUCAUGUACCCAGGACAUUUUUUGCAUAUAUAAUUGGUUCAAAAGGUGCUACUAAAAAAAGAUUGGAAGUCGAGACAAAAACAAAUAUUCAUGUACCAAAAAUGGGACAAGAAGGAGAUAUUGUAAUAUUGGGUACAAGUCGUAGAUCGAUAAUUUCAGCGAGAAAUCGAAUAGAUUUACUUGUAGAAUCAUCGAGAAAAAAAGUACAAUUUACUCAUUUUUUGUCUAUUCCAUUGACCGAUAAGAAUAUAAUUGAUGCAUUUAGAGAAUUUAAAAAUGAUGUGAUCCAUAAAACUGGAAAAGGAGCAAGAAGAGUAAAUGAGAAAAUUUUUCAAAAUGAAGAAAGACUUCAUCUCACUCUUGAUGUAUUAAAAUUAAUGGAUGAAAAUGAACGACAAGCAGCAGCAAAAAAAUUGAUCGAUUGCAAAAAAGAUAUUAUAGAUCCUUUCCUUAAAGACAAUGGACCUAUAAAUUUAGUGAUAAAGGGAAUUGAAAUUAUGAACGAUGAUAGUUCAGAAGUAAAGAUUCUUUACGCAAAAGUAGUUGAUUCGGAGAAUGUUUUUCAAACAUUAGCCGAUAAUAUUGUCAAGUAUUUUGUUAAGGAUGGUUUAAUUAAUCCAAAAUACAAUUGUGUAAAAUUACACAUGACAAUAAUGAAUACCAAAUUUGCAUUAAAAGAUGAUAAAGAAUCAGUAAAAGGUGAUUGGGGUACAUUUGAUGCCACAAACAUAAUGAAAAUUCAUAAAGAUACUUAUUUCGGAGGAGUAAAACUAUCGACUAUUCAUUUAUCUCAAAGAAAUACAAGAAAUGAAUUUGGUUAUUAUAAGGAUACAGCCAAAAUUGACGUUUAAGUAUUUUCUUAAAGAAUUCAUUUUAUCCUUUUGUUAAAAAUAUUUGUAUAUCAUAUUUUAAUUAAUACAAAUAUUAUAGUUUUAAUAAGAGAAGAUAAUAUAUUAAUAAAUAUUAUUAUAAAUAAUAA